UUGGGAGCCGCUUUUGCAGAGAAGGGGCGUGGGCUCGCGCGGCGCGGCGCCGGAAGUCCUGGUGGCUCUCUGGGAGAGUCCGGCUUCGGCCCGGCCUUGGGUGCUCCCCUCUCAGGGCCCCUGGCUGCUUCCGGUCCUGGCCUCCCCCGGCUGGCUUGGCCUUCGGAGGCGCGCUGGGCGUUCUCCGCCAUGGCGGGCUCCGGGGUGGCGCUGCCGGAGAGGCCGCUCACCGACGACGAGAUGGCGGAGGUGAAAAAGGAAGUUUUAGAAUGGUUACGAGACUACCUCUGUGACAAAAUAAUUGCAGACAGACACUUUGAUUAUCUACGUUCAAGGAAGAUACUCAGUAGAGAGGACACUGAAGAAAUCUCCUGUCGACCCUCAAGUAGGAAGAAGGCUGGCAAGCUGUUGGAUUACUUAGCAGAGCAUCCAAAAGGACUAGAUGCCUUGAUAGGAUCUAUCAGACGUGAAGGAACACAGAACUUCCUACUAGAAAAGAUAACGGAUGCUGUUUUGAAAGCAAAAAAUGAAAAACUAAAAAGCCUCAAAGGACUGAGCUGUAGCAGUUGCAUGGUUGCAGUAUAUGAGCAAACCAACAAUCUCUCCAGGUCUCAGUCGAAUGACUCAAAUGUAUUUGAAAGCCGAAAAGACCGAGAAACGGCCUACCUUCCUCAAGGAGAGUAUAAUACAGCUGCAUUCGUAUCUGCCGCUUCUCUUUGUUCAAUGAAUUUACCAAUUACAGAAGUUGGAAAUACAGAAAACUCAGUUUUCUCAGCCACUCUUCCUGGACCUGGGGAUUCUGGAGCUCCUCCUCUUCCGCCGCAAAUGCAGAACGAACAAGAGGAAACGUGCCCCACUUCCAGUGACAAUCCCUUCCUGCCUUUAAGAUCUCGCUCGCUUCUGCCACAGUGAACACAUUGAGUAAUACUACACCGGAUGCCUUAUAUACUCCUGCAGAAAGGGGAAAAAAUCUAAUAUUUUAAAAGCCAUGGUUCGAAUUCACUAAGUACAGUAAGACAGUCAUAGCAGUGAAACCCACGUCUGCGUUCCUUGUACUGUGAAAAACGGUCUCUUAAGAAUUUACUACGUCCUCCAAGCAGUUCUGUAGUAGCUUUCCCAAGAAGCUAACAGUCAUGAUGGAGGACCUGGCAAAUACCUUUCUAGGAUUCAGAUCCUCCUGAGCAACUCUGUAGUAGAGUGGGACCAGAAGUCAGGUUAUUUUAGUAGUGUUUGUUCUUAUCCAGUUUCAGUCCCUCUAGUAAAAAUUUCCCCACAGAUACAGGGGAUAUGUUUUUUAAAACUAAAAUGAUAGGUUUUCUGUAAUUAUUUACUUUGACCAUUUAUUACAUUGCUUUUAUUGAUUUUGUUCACAGUAUCAUUGUAUACUUGGUUCAGAAAGUGAGUAUAGGAUUAUGGCCUGACAGACAGACCUUUUCUUUUUCCUCCUUUCCCCAAAUAGAGGAAAAGAUGAAAUUCAACAGAAUCUUUAAAAGGGGGUGGGGUUACCGAUUAUAUUUAAAGGUGUAGUAUCAGUAUAAUGUUCAUUUUGAACACUGUUAUACUUUGUUUGACUAGUAUUGUAUGUAUAUAUGUCUUCAAGUAGCCUGUUGACUUCUGGCAACUGCAUACAUUUCAUAGGGAUUUUUCAGACAAGGAAUUCUCAGCCCUUGUAUUGCAAUGGUGUGGGUACGGGCAACAAUAUUUCUUAGUAAUCUCUCAUAGGGUGUCUCUUUGCACUGAUGUAUGAUCAUCUGACUGAAAAAAAAUCAUCUAUUUCUUCAUUUGUAGAGUGCUUACUUGGAAUUAAAUUCCACUGUCUGAAUAAUCUUUGCUUUACUUAAACUUUAAGGAAGUUUAAAGAUGUACUUAUGAUUUACUGAAUUAAUUAUGUAAAAACAAACAUUCAGGAUGUAUAAUGUUCAUGUUCAUCGCAAUUGCAGCCUGAGGUGCUUACAUAUAAUUUAUAUUACUAAUCAUACUUACAUGGAAGCAUGUCCUGUUCACCUCUACAGUUGCAUUGUUAAGCUCCAUCAUGAAGCUAAGUAUCUUUGUAAAAUGAAAAGUCUUCACUUUUCCUUUCCAAAGAUAAAACAAAAUUGGAGGGACUUUCUGUCAUGUAGCCAGGAAAAAGAUAUGUUUAUCUCAAAUUGCUAAUCUCAUAGCUAAAUGACAGGAAAAGGUGCCAUGGAAAAAUAUAAGUCAGGAAGCGAUGAUUGUUAUCUUGUAAAAUACAUGUGUGAAAUGUCUUCAGAAUGUGCCUGUUUCAUAACUUUCUUCAUUUUUUGUCACCUAGUUUUUGUUUUUAUUUUUGAAAGUACAGUAUAUCAAUAAAUUUAUAUGGAAUUAUCAGAUUUUGCCAAAAUAUGAACCCUCUGAAUGUCAGAAGUAUUUAAAAAUAUUAUUGGGGCAUUUUUAAAAUAGUUUUCCGGGGUCCCCCCCCCAAAUCUUUUCAUAUAGUUACACGUCCACUUUGUGGACCUUAGGGGAAGCAGUGCCUUUUGUAAUUUAAAAUUAAGAUAGUUUCAAGAUAAUCUCUGAGAACGUUGAUAAUAAGAAACAGAUGAUGUUUGUGUCUUUGUAAUUUUUUAAACAUUUGGAUUAAAACGUGCAUUAAAUUA
Anolis carolinensis (green anole) is the source of this 2618-nucleotide messenger RNA. It is a transcript of the gene bcl10, whose product is annotated as BCL10 immune signaling adaptor. The transcript is spliced from 3 exons. Gene Ontology annotation, cellular component: CBM complex; cytosol. The record is from RefSeq and is a predicted model, not a curated record. NCBI's taxonomy places the organism in Eukaryota, Metazoa, Chordata, Lepidosauria, Squamata, Anolidae. The coding region runs from base 190 to 912 and encodes 240 amino acids. Gene Ontology annotation, biological process: apoptotic process; adaptive immune response; canonical NF-kappaB signal transduction. Gene Ontology annotation, molecular function: protein kinase B binding; transcription coactivator activity; NF-kappaB binding.